GAUCCGCGGUAAUCUUCAAACCUCACAUCAUCGACGAGCUAUCAACAAUCAUCCCGCUGAGGUCAAUUGUCGCUCAACCGCCAUCAUGUCGACAAUCUCACGAACAUUGUCCAACCUGCGCAAGGUUGGAAUCAAGGACUACUUUGUCCAGAUGCUGUACAUCGGUGACACCAAGGCUGGUCGUCUGAUUGGCACCGAUCGCGCCGGCAACAAGUUCUUCGAGAACAACGAGGAACUCCCCCUCCGAACACGCUGGGUCGAGUACGCCAAGCACGACUACGACGCCGCUCACAUUGAGCCUGGAUGGCACGCCUGGAUCAGCUACAGCGUCGACAAGCCUCCUACCGAGGACCCCCUACUACAAACCGGUGUCCGAGCCUUUGAGCCCUCACGCGCCCUCCCCAACUUUACCCAGACCCGCGGCGCUUUCAAGACUUACAACACUUCCAAGUCCAAGAUCUCGGCAUGGGAGCCUGUGGCGGCGCCCCGGGCAUGAGGAUGAGUGGUCAGGUGUACAUAAAUUCGCGUAGAGGUUCAAUCGAGAAACCCAAGCAUUGAAUUCAGAAGCUGCUAGUUCUACAGCUAAAAAUGGUAUAAGAUCUAGAAAAUGUGCACUCUAUGGUCUUUCAGAUCCUUCUCUUAUACGAACUACAUAAGAAAUCACGAUCUACGACUUUGCUUCAAUUGCAGAUUUGAUGGCUAAAUGGUCAGCGGAGUUUGAAGGAUGGACGGGAUACUAACCUUCACAAGUCACUCUAGCGUCUCCAAACAGCAUCUUUGCGUUGGGCAUGUAAAACAUGGGGUUUGGAA
Fusarium verticillioides 7600 is the source of this 810-nucleotide messenger RNA. RefSeq names its product NADH-ubiquinone oxidoreductase subunit. The record is from RefSeq and is a predicted model, not a curated record. Gene Ontology annotation, biological process: response to oxidative stress; mitochondrial respiratory chain complex I assembly. The coding region runs from base 86 to 496 and encodes 136 amino acids. NCBI's taxonomy places the organism in Eukaryota, Fungi, Ascomycota, Sordariomycetes, Hypocreales, Nectriaceae. Gene Ontology annotation, cellular component: membrane. The transcript has 5 exons.